Molecule: messenger RNA, 1983 nt
Organism: Procambarus clarkii (red swamp crayfish)
Lineage: Eukaryota; Metazoa; Arthropoda; Malacostraca; Decapoda; Cambaridae
Source: RefSeq, a predicted model, not a curated record
AUGACACUGCUGAUUCAACGUCAACAACGUCGAGCCAACGCCAUUCUUGCAAAUCGUGCCCACUGGGCACCUGACCUGACUCCCCCCCUCUCUCUCCGUUUCAUAUUUCAGAAUAAGGUCGUGACGGUGGACGGGUCAAAGGUGAAACUUCAGAUCUGGGACACUGCAGGUCAAGAACGUUUCCGAAGUGUCACCCACGCUUACUACAGGGAUGCCCAUGCACUGCUAUUACUCUAUGAUGUGAUGAACAAGAACAGUUAUGAUAACACGAGGGCGUGGUUGGCCGAGGUUCACGAAUACGCCCAAGAUGAUGUGGUUAUUAUGCUCAUUGGUAAUAAGUGUGAUGUAAACGGGGAGCGUGUAGUGAGGAGAGAGGAUGGGGAGCGGCUGGCAAGGGAGUACAAUGUGGCCUUUAUGGAGACCUCGGCGAAAACAGGCCUUAAUGUCGAUCUUGCCUUUAUGGCUGUUGCCAGAGAGCUGAAGGCAAGGAAAUCCAAUAACCCCAAUGAUCGGAAAUUCAACGUGGCAGACUAUGUCCGUCAGGAAGCCAAGACAGAAGCCUGUCUCUGUAAUGUGGGCUAGCUGCAUGACCCUGUGGUCACAAGAACAAAAUAAGAAAUCCAGGAUUUGGAUAUUCCCAUUACAUGUCAGAAAUGUACCUACAAGCAACACACUGCUUUAUUUGGAGAGACAUGUCAAAUCCUCAGGCAGUGAUGCAUGUGCUGCUACAGGCUGGAAAUCCCAGUUUGUAGCAUACCAAGUGUGAAGGUCUUAAUUCAGAGUAGGAUGCGGAGCAUCAGUGAUGUGUUCCGAUAGUGGUAGUGGCAGUUGUCCUGAGUGUAAGUAAUUAUCAAAAGGUGCCGCCAAACUCCAAAAGCUAUAGCAUAGUGCUGGGCAGGAGGAACACACAGGUUAUAGAGAGAUUAAAUGUCUCUCCACCCCUGUUGUGACUUGAUAUCUUGACUGGAAUUUUUUCACAUUCAUGCCAGUGGGUGUUUGUACCUUCUAAACACAUACAUGAACAUACAUAAAUACACACACACACACACACCAUGCUCUUGUGGUGAACACUGUGUUCAAUUAGUGAAACACAAGUAAUACUUGAUAAUGGACUCGUCAGAAUACCUAACAGUGAUUAAGGUCUUAUAAACAAUAUGUAGAUGCAAAGCAAUUUAAGAUUAGCAGAAGUGUUGCAAUUAUUUAACAACUGGUUAUGGCAUUGAAAACACGUUACAUGGCUGCUGAACUGAGCUUCAAAUUUUGAUCAAUGAUCAUGAUAUAUUGUAUAUUAAAUGAACCUAGGUGUACAGGAUGUUUUUCCGACAAGAAAAUACUUAAGUCAUACACUAAACCCCAUGUUCCUCAGUGAAAGCCUUCAUAACAGUUGUAGUUGGUGCUAUAUGUUACACAGCAUUUAAAAUUAUUGACAAACCUUUUCAUGCAUUCAGUAUUUUACUUCGGAAAACAGCACAUUAAGCUUAGAAAUGGUUAAUAAUAAACUAUUAUUCUAUUGAGACGAGCUGAUGGGAUUAACCAAUCUUUGUAAAUGACUUAAUAAAAAUGUAAACUAAAUUAUCAUUUAUACGUAUAAUAAAUGUUAAGGUUUUGCAGACUCAAUAAAUGUGAAUUAAAAUGCCCAUUAAUAUAUGCUGUAUAUACUAAUGCAUAAAAAAUAUAUAGCACAUUCAGGAUAAAUACCAAAAAUAGUUGUCAGCAAUUUAAAUUAUUUUUAACAAAACACAGCAGAAUUGAUUAAUAAGGUUGUUUAGAUUUCACCACAUCCUUUGAAUUUACUAAAAGCCUUUCAAAAGUUAACUUAACUUCAUGCAUAAUUUUAAUUACAUCUUUUGAAAACAUGCUGAACUACUACUACUACUACUACUGAUACAACCUGUCCUCUUACAAAUUACGUCUGACUUUGACCAUUUGUCCGUAUGGCCGAAAAUGGACGUAAUUUGAAAUUAAAAAAAUGAAAAUAAAUUU